Molecule: messenger RNA, 2432 nt
Organism: Mangifera indica (mango)
Lineage: Eukaryota; Viridiplantae; Streptophyta; Magnoliopsida; Sapindales; Anacardiaceae
Product: pentatricopeptide repeat-containing protein At1g77360, mitochondrial-like
Exons: 2
Coding region: 186-1625 (479 amino acids)
Molecular function (GO): protein binding
Source: RefSeq, a predicted model, not a curated record
AAGAAAUUGAACUCUAGGGUAUAUUGAUUUCCUCCUCUUAUUUAAAUGUCAAUUUUUGCUGAAAGAGUGCAUUUCAGGGCUCCACUCUUGGUCAUCCUCCGAAAAAUUCGAUAGGCUCAAUUCCCAAAACGAAGAACUUGGCCGUCAUUUAAGAUAAAUUGUAGUACUCAGUUUGCUACAACAACAUGGUCAAAGUUUACAAUCUUCAGAGCAAAUAUAUAUCAGGAUGUAUUUGGUUAAUCAGGAGAUAUUCCAGUGAGCCAAAAACAGAGAUUGCAGAUGCUGCAAAAUGUAUUAGUAAAGUACUGCUAUCUUCUCCACCCAUAGUCCUUGACACUGCCCUUGAUCAAAGUGGCAUUAGGGUAUCACCCAAAAUGGUUGAAGAUAUCCUCAAUAAAUUUGCGAAUGCUGUUAUGUUGGCAUAUCGUUUCUUUAAAUGGGCUGAAAAGCAACAGAGCUAUGAGCACAGUAUUCGGGCUUACCACACUAUGAUUGAAUCUCUGGCCAAGACAAGGCAGUACCAGAUCAUGUGGGAUCUUGUGAAUGCUAUGAGGAACAAGAGAAUGCUAAAUGUUGAGACAUUUUGCAUUAUUAUGAGAAAGUAUGCUAGGGCUCAAAAGGUGGAGGAAGCACUUUAUACAUUUAAUAUGAUGGGAAAAUAUGAUGUGCCCCCAAAUUUAGCAGCAUUCAAUGGCCUAUUAAGUGCUUUAUGCAAGUCUAAGAAUGUGAGGAAGGCUCAGGAGAUAUUUGAAAGCAUGAAGGAUCGUUUCAUUCCUGACUCGAAAACUUAUAGUAUACUUAUUGAGGGAUGGGGAAAGGCUCCAAAUCUGCCCAAGGCAAGAGAAAUAUUCAGAGAAAUGGUUGACAUUGGUUGCAAUCCUGAUAUAGUGACCUACGGUAUAAUGGUUGACAUUCUUUGCAAGGCAGGGAGGGUUGAUGAAGCUCUCGGGAUUGUCAAGGGAAUGGAUUCUAGGAUUUGUCAGCCAACGUCUUUCAUUUAUAGUGUUCUGGUCCAUACAUAUGGGGUAGAGAACAGGAUUGAGGAUGCUGUUGAUACAUUCAUUGAAAUGGAAAGGAAUGGAAUUCAGGCUGAUGUUGCAGUGUAUAAUGCCUUGAUUGGUGCUUUCUGUAAAGCAAACAAAUUCAAAAAUGUUGACAGGGUUUUGAAUGAGAUGGAAUGCAAGGGUGUGCCAUGUAAUUCAAGGACAUGCAAUAUAAUUCUGAAUGGCCUGAUAGGUCGUGGAGAAACUGAUGAGGCUUAUAAGGUAUUCCGGAGGAUGAUAAAGGUGUGUGAGCCAGAUUCAGAUACAUACACAAUGAUGAUAAAAAUGUUUUGUGAGAGGGAUGAAUUAAAGAGAGCUUUUAAAGUGUGGAAAUUCAUGAAGUUGAAGCAGUUCAUCCCUAGCAUGCAUACCUUUUCGGUACUUAUAAAUGGAUUAUGUGACAGAAGAAAUGUCACUGAAGCUUGUGUCUUAUUUGAAGAUAUGAUAGAAAAAGGAAUCCGGCCUUCUAGUGCAACUUUUGGGAGGUUAAGGCAAUUACUUUUGAAGGAAGGUAGAGAUGAUGUUCUUGAAUUUCUUCAGGAGAAAAUGAAUCUCCUGGCAAAGGAGCCUUUAUGUGAUUGAGGAACCAUUUCUGGUUGAGCUAGAAGCUGCUGGCGAUCGGUGAUCCAGAAUAGGAGCUCUGUAAUCAAGAUGCCUGGAUUUUAUUAAGAGCAAAGGCCAAUCUUUUCAGGUCUCUUUUCUUCCCUUCACUCUUGUAGUUACAGUUUACUGGUUAACUGUAAUUGGCAGUGCUUUUUACGUGGAUAAGAGUAAUAUCAUCAAAUGCAGUGUAGUUUUCAACUCCAUUGUCUUUUGCCAAAACUCUACAGAUAAUCCAAAAGGGAAAUAAACAAAGAAUUAAUUGUUUUAGAUAUCUGAUUUAUUUUAGUCCUAGAUUGUUGAAUGAUAAAGCCUGUUGUAAGAUACGGAGGAACUGACUUCCAGUUUGAAAUUUACGGUUGCAUUUGAGGCAAUUUUAUUUAAUUUAGAUAGAAGUAAAUAUUUAUGUGGAACGUCUGGGAGACUUUGUUUUUCCAACAGUGACAUGUUUUUGCAGGUCCAACCAAAGAAAAGUGGAGGUUAAACCAAAGAGAACGAAUGUGAAAAUCCAGCAGCAGAUGCCCAGUCAAUUAUAUUUUCAGGUACAGCUUGACAGCCCAGUCGUUCCUUGACCAUGGUUACACACAGAAGGAAGAGGUGCAUUUGGCCUGUAAGAUUAAAUUUACAGUUAUAUAUGUGGACAUGUUAACAUGUUUACCGUAGAUUUGAAAGUAAUUUGGAAGAGGGAAAUUAUUUUGCUUGUCUGACGAGGGAUUUUCCUCCAAACAUUAGCAAUGUAUUGAAAAUUUCAAACCGAAAUGAUUUAAUAAAAAUUCCAUUUCCAGGACA